GACAUGUACACUGAUCAUCAGGGCACUGAUGAUCAGUGUGCCCUGAUGAUCAGUGUAGCCCCAGCAGUGCCACCUGUCAGUGCCAAUCAAUGCCAGCUGUCAUUGCUCAUCAGUGCCACAUAUUCAGUGCCUAUCAGUGCCUCAUCAAUGCCACAUAUCAGUGCCUACCAGUGCACAUCAAUGCCACAUAUCAGUGCCCCCUAUCAGUGCCAGUCAGUGCUGCCUAUCAGUGCCAGUCAGUGCAACCUAUUAGUGCGCAUCAGUGUCGCCUAUCAGUGCUCGUCAGUGCUGCCUAUCAGUGCC
This is a messenger RNA of Staurois parvus, 303 nucleotides long. The record is from the annotation of a GenBank genome assembly. Lineage: Eukaryota; Metazoa; Chordata; Amphibia; Anura; Ranidae.